Varanus komodoensis (Komodo dragon) is the source of this 1586-nucleotide messenger RNA. It is a transcript of the gene UBE2D2, whose product is annotated as ubiquitin conjugating enzyme E2 D2. Gene Ontology annotation, cellular component: nucleus. The record is from RefSeq and is a predicted model, not a curated record. Gene Ontology annotation, biological process: protein polyubiquitination; ubiquitin-dependent protein catabolic process. The transcript has 6 exons. Lineage: Eukaryota; Metazoa; Chordata; Lepidosauria; Squamata; Varanidae. The coding region runs from base 312 to 755 and encodes 147 amino acids. Gene Ontology annotation, molecular function: ubiquitin conjugating enzyme activity.
CCCAGCAUCACUUUCUCGGCCGGAGGAAAGAAGGGGUAACCUUGCGGUUCUGAGCGUGGCUGGUGGAGCCCAGCGCUCGCACGGACACCGUGGCGAUGGCGUGGACCAGCUCGGGCACAGCCAGCUUGCUUCAGCUCGCUGCCUGUGGCGCUGCCAUCCAUUCUUUGUGGUCUCUGUGCAUCUCACGCACACGCACGCACGCACGGGCUCUGCACCUGAGAGUCAGUCGCCAAGAGCGUUUUGAAUUGUGCAGCUUCCAUCUUUGAGAUACUGCUUUGGUUCAGCAGCAGCAUCUCCCGAAGUUAUCCUAGAUGUAUAAAAGGCUGGAGGAGCCAGGAAGGCCGUCAGGUCCAACCCCCCGCUCAGCACAGACUAAAGCAUUGCAGUCCUGCAUUGCAGUGUUCCAUUGGCAAGCGACAAUAAUGGGGCCGAAUGACAGUCCCUACCAGGGUGGAGUGUUCUUCUUGACAAUUCAUUUCCCAACAGAUUACCCCUUCAAACCACCUAAGGUUGCAUUUACAACAAGAAUUUACCAUCCAAAUAUUAACAGUAAUGGCAGUAUUUGUCUUGAUAUUCUACGGUCACAGUGGUCUCCGGCAUUAACUAUUUCAAAAGUACUUUUGUCCAUCUGUUCUCUGUUGUGUGAUCCCAAUCCAGAUGAUCCCUUAGUGCCUGAGAUUGCACGGAUCUACAAAACAGAUAGAGAAAAGUACAACAGAAUAGCUCGAGAAUGGACUCAGAAGUAUGCGAUGUAAUUAAAGAAAUUAUUGGAUAACCUCUACAAAUAAAGAUAGGGGAACUCUGAAAGAGAAAGUCCUUUUGAUUUCCAUUUGACUGCUUUCUAUGAGCCCACGCCUCAUCUUCCCCUGUGCACAUGUUUACCUGAUACAGCCGUGCUGCGUGUUGUACAUACUUGGAACAACAAAAUACUGUAUUCCAUACCAACAUUGACUCCUAGCAAAGAAAUGUGUGUGAAAAGCCAGUUCUUCAGUCAAAAGCCUAGUUGUGAGCAUAAAAGCAUUCCUGAGAGAUGCAUAUUGGCUGCAAAAGCCAAAGGUGGGUGAGGGAGCGAAGUGACGUUGCGUGUGCUUUUGGGGACUUGGAGUGAUUCGAAAAGUGACGUAAGACACAGUGGAAUUCUUUUAGACUCAUAACUGUUACGAAAAAACUGAUAUGAAGAACUUGAAGCUGUUAAUGUAUUUUAUUCUGAAGGACCUACUAAGGUAAAUGUAUGACCAACAAGAUCAAACUGCACCCACAUCCUGUGUUUUAAAGGUCUAAGUUUAACUGGUCAGCAUUUAAACACAUUGGAGCUAUUAGUACAUCAAGUGACGUUGAUUUAUUUUCAGCUCUCCUCCCCCUCCCCCUCCCCUUCAUAAUUUUGGUUUGUAUGUGUUUUCUCAGUUAACAUAGCUAAUAGCUCUUAUUUUCUUAAGUUUUUAACUGCUUAGGUCUUUCUGGAUGUAAGGGUAAAAAUUCAUUUGACAGACUUGUGUAUAUUUAAAGACCCAGCUGCUCCCUUGGGAGUUUGUACGUUCAAGAAUAAUUAAUCUGUGGAAUAAACGGAUUACUACAGUCAUUACGUA